Phascolarctos cinereus (koala) is the source of this 2298-nucleotide messenger RNA. Its product is annotated as THO complex subunit 3-like. The record is from RefSeq and is a predicted model, not a curated record. NCBI's taxonomy places the organism in Eukaryota, Metazoa, Chordata, Mammalia, Diprotodontia, Phascolarctidae. Gene Ontology annotation, molecular function: protein binding. Gene Ontology annotation, cellular component: THO complex part of transcription export complex. Gene Ontology annotation, biological process: mRNA export from nucleus.
AAGUGCGCCUGCGCGUGUCCGCCCCAUCCUCCACUGCAGGGCUCGGGUGGCGGUUGGUGCUUGCUGUCCUGCGCUCGUGGCUCGGCUGUGUGUGCGCGGGAUGGCGAGCGCCUCGACCCUGGCGGGGAGCUCUGCGCUGGGGCUGGGCGCUGUUGGGGGGCCCGGGCCGUGGGGUAGCUCGGCUGGGGGCCCGUUCCACUAUGUGGCCGGGAUGCAGGAGCUGUUUCGGAGCCACAGCAAGACUCGCGAGUUCCCGGCGCACAGCGCCAAGGUGCACUCGGUGGCCUGGAGCUGUGACGGGCGCCGCCUGGCCUCGGGCUCCUUCGACAAGACGGCCAGCGUCUUCUUGCUGGAGAAGGACCGGCUGGUAAAAGAAAAUAACUACCGAGGGCAUGGGGACAGCGUGGAUCAGCUUUGUUGGCAUCCGAGUAAUCCAGACCUCUUUGUUACUGCAUCUGGGGACAAAACUAUUCGCAUCUGGGAUGUUAGAACUACAAAAUGCAUCGCCACUGUGAACACUAAAGGGGAGAAUAUUAACAUCUGCUGGAGUCCUGAUGGGCAGACCAUUGCUGUGGGCAAUAAAGAUGAUGUGGUGACUUUCAUUGAUGCUAAAACCCACCGUUCAAAAGCAGAGGAGCAAUUUAAAUUUGAAGUAAAUGAAAUCUCCUGGAAUAAUGAUAAUAAUAUGUUCUUCCUGACAAAUGGCAAUGGUUGUAUCAACAUUCUCAGCUAUCCUGAGCUGAAGCCUGUGCAGUCCAUCAAUGCCCAUCCCUCCAAUUGCAUCUGUAUCAAAUUUGACCCCAUGGGGAAGUACUUUGCCACAGGAAGUGCUGAUGCACUGGUUAGCCUUUGGGAUGUUGAUGAAUUAGUGUGUGUGAGAUGUUUUUCCAGAUUGGAUUGGCCAGUGAGAACCCUCAGCUUUAGCCAUGAUGGGAAGAUGCUGGCAUCGGCAUCUGAAGAUCACUUUAUUGACAUUGCUGAAGUAGAGACAGGUGAUAAGCUCUGGGAGGUGCAGUGUGAGUCCCCAACAUUCACGGUGGCCUGGCAUCCGAAAAGACCUCUUUUGGCAUUUGCUUGUGAUGACAAAGAUGGCAAAUAUGACAGCAGCCGGGAAGCAGGGACUGUGAAGUUAUUUGGGCUUCCUAAUGACUCUUAAAAGGAGAUUGGAGUGUCCAGUAUGCAGAGGGAAGUGUACUGAUUCAGAAGAGAGGCUGGGAUAAAGGCCUGGGAAAGUCAGGCAUCAUUUUGUCUAGUUUAUUUGGUCUGUUUCUCUUGGAGUACAUUCUCCCCCAGCCCCAAACAUCCCAGUAGAAAAGGAAAGUUGUUUCUGUGUCCAUCCAUUUGAAUAUAAUAGCAUAUCUGUCAGUAUUUUUGUGGGAGUCGUGGUGUAGUAGAGUUUCCAUUGUAGUAAUCUGUUAAUGCAAUGAGCACUGCAUUUAGAGUCAGAGCAGUGGAAAGAAGACUGGAUUUGAGAUAGGAGGCCUGUAUUCACAGUUUAGUUCUGCUACUACUUAGAACUUUGUCUCUCUGCGUGUAAGUUUUCUCAUUUUUAAAAUGAGGGAUUUAGAUGAUUAAAUCCUAUUAUCUUCCUUUCUCAGGGGAUUGUCCUAUGUACUUCAGAAUCGUAGGAGUUUCUACAGGUAGCUGAAUAGUCUGACCAAUUUCUUCCUUUUUUUGUAUUGCCUUUAAUUUUGAAAAGAUGUUGUAAAGCUACAUUUCGUGUUGGUCUUAAGAGGUGACAGCCUCACUUCUUGAUCAAAGAUUGCAUGCCCAUAUCAGUAACUUCAUCUUGAAGAGAGAUGAAAAAGAAACACUGGUGCCUUAGUACCACACUCCUGACAAUAAUAGCUCCCUGCUUUGUAAAGAGAAGGGGUUUGGAUUAGAUGAGAUGACUUCUAAAUUCCUGUGACCAUUUUUUAUAGCACUUGGUUUACAAAAUACUUUAUUCAAAGUAACCCUAAAGGGUGGAUGGAGAGGUUGUUAUCCUCAUUUUACUGAUGAUUUAGCUGUGGCAUAGAGAGGCUAAGUAGUUUGCCCAGGGGUCACACAGCUAGUGAAGUAGGUAUUUCUGCCAGAGUGAUUGUAGGGCAUGAUUUCAGGAUCCAAGUUGCUACCUCAUUUGGGUAUCCCCAUAUGUGACGUGUGUCUUGAAAGCGCUUCUCUGCUCAUACUCAUUCUUCUUGUGGGACCAGGGUGGUGAAAAGGGAUGUAACAUUUUGGGGAAAGUAUUUUUUAAGAGUAAUUUUGAUUAUUUCAGCUUUUAAUAAAAGUUAAAUUUUUGGGCGUUCUUACAUUUUA